This is a messenger RNA of Cinara cedri, 3097 nucleotides long. The record is from the annotation of a GenBank genome assembly. NCBI's taxonomy places the organism in Eukaryota, Metazoa, Arthropoda, Insecta, Hemiptera, Aphididae.
CAAAAUCUUAAAAUUAUUAUUACUAAAAAUAAACUAUAUAUUAAAAAAGGUAGAUAAAACAAUUUAUUUAAAUUUAAACAAAUUGCAAAUUGUAUAUUACCUAACCUUUGAAAUUCACCUAAUUUCACAGAGAGCCAUGACGUGUGAAGAAUUAGAGAAAAAGUUAGAAGAAAGCAAGCUCAGAGAUGUUUCAAAAAAACAAUAUAAGAUACUGGGCAAUAUGAUGGUGGCAAGUUCUGGACAAAUUACCGAGGAGUUUAAUUUGUACAAUAAAAAGUUAAUAGAAAACAGUAUCAAAAAACAACUAUUUGAAUCUGUCGAACAGUGUUUAAGGAAAUUAAUCGGAAAAAAAAAUAACUACGGCGAUCUAGGCGAUCGUUGCAGUAAUCUCGCUGAAACUUUGGAAGUGAGUCUUGCAUAUUAUUAGGGGACAACGGGGUUAGUUGAUACAAUUUUGAUAUUUUUAUCAUUUUCAUAAAGGUAGUCAGCCCAUUUUAUAGAGCCACACCUUAGCCAAAUUUCAGUAUACAUUUGAAUUGAAAUAAACAUAUUUUAAUUACACAAAUUUAUAUUGAAUGUGAUCAGUUAAAAUGUAACAACUUACCUCGUGGGGGGGAGGGUUAAGUAGUUACAUUCUAUGGGUAAAGUGUUAUGCUACAGUAGCGCACACAGAGGGAGGUUCAAGAGGUUAAAACCCCUUCCGAAAUGUCUUCGUUCAUUAAAUUUGUUUAAAUCAAGUUUUACAUUUAACAACAUAAUAUUUUAUACCACAGAAUAAAAUAAAAUUGAAUUUUGUCAAAAAUAAUUUUUUCAGUAAUAAUAGUGAUAUGUGCUAUCCCCUCUCUAGAAAGUUAUUAUAAACAAAACCCCUCGCAAAAAAAAAUCUUAAGUGCUCUACUGUUAUACUAUAUCUUAUAUGUAACUACUUAAAUCAUGUAUUUAAAUAAUAUAAAUAUAUUAUAUUUACUAAAUUAUAAUCAAUAGUAAUGAUUUUAAAAUCCAAUGUACAAUUAUUUUUAAAAACCUUGUAACUUUAUUCUUAAAAAAUUUCGAUUUAACAACUGAACAACUAUGUAAUACUAUUCAAAAAAUAAACAUCUUGUAUUGGUAAAACCUUUUUGCAUCAGUUUAAAUACAAAUUUAAAUUUAACAACUACCUAAACAACUUUAUAAUAAAAUUAAUUCGAGAUAAUAAAGAAAACCCGGUUUUUUAGGUUGAAACAAAUUGAAAGAUUAAAAAUAAAAUUAUUAUUGGCAACCCUUUUUAUUUAUUUUAAUCUUUUUUAAACAACCGUUGUCAUGGAAACGCGUUUUGUUGUAAUAAUUUUACCAUAAUUAGCACGUAGGCGCAGCCACUGUUGUAGGCGAGAAGUUAAGAAGGUAGGAUACAGACGGGAAUUUAAUGUAUAUCCGUAAACAACGAUAUAUCAUUGUUAAGGAAAAAACAAUUCUGAGCUGAGUUCAGUUGAUAGUGUUACUUUGUCAACAAUAUGUCAUAUUAUGGUAAGACAAAUACAACAAUGCGCGUUUCCAUGACAGCAAUGAUUGUUUAAAAAAGCUUAAAAUAAUAAAAACCUAGUAAUAACAAAAAAUAAAUAAAAACGGUUGCCAACGAUAACCUUAUUUUUAAUCUUUCAAUCUUUUAUAACCUAAAGAACUGGGUUUUUCUCAUUAUCUUGAAUAUUAAUGAGAAUUUUAAAAAAUGACCUUUUAAAAGUACCAUCCAGAGAAAAUCCUUUCAGAAAAUGUGCUAUAUUUGUAAAUCGGAGUAAGGUUUCUGGUAGAAAGUGUUCAUAUAAAACAAAAAAAAAAUAAAAAUAAACAUGACGAAGACUGCCCCUUUGUAAUACUAGUUUAAAAAAAAAUAACAUUUUAACCAUCUGUAAUGGUAAAACUUUUGUAAUAAUUUACUCCUACUCAACUGUAUCAAAACACAAACCCUAAACAAACUAAUAUAUUAUAAAUCAUUCUCAUAUAAAGAUAAAUUACUAAAUUUGAAAGGUACCACUAGAAUAUGGUACUCUACAAUAUGCUUAAAAACAAUUAAAUAUCAACUUGUCUUAUCUUAAAACACUUUUUCGAAAGAAAAAAAAAUAUGUAAUUCAUUUUCUAAAAUUUAGUUUUGAUAAGAAAAAAACACGAUAAUGUGAAUAAAUUUUGUUAUAAUAAAGUUAUAACAGUAAAAUCAUCCAACAACACAAUCCAUUUUAUGAAUUAUGUAUAGAUAUAUUAUAAUAUUAUAUGUGUCUACAUAGUAAAUACACUGGUUAAUCCGACAGGAUAAUUUAACCAUAUCAGAAAUUGUAUUAGGCCACGUGUUUACUGCCAGAACCGAACAAAGGACCCUGGGGCAGAACUUGAAAAUAGGCACUCUUUUUUUUAGUGUUGAGCCUUAUUUUAUAAAAGUAGAUAUGUUUUUCUAGACAAAUAAUUAGGACAUUUUAUUUUAUUUUUUAUCAGUUUUAUCUUAAGUAUAUUUAUCUAAAAUAAUUUAUGUGGGUGUACAAUAAUUUAUAAUAAUAUGAUUUAGGAGACCGGUAUCACGUUAAUAAACCAACUGCGCGCAACCAUGAGAAGGAGCAUUGAAAUGUCUGAGGAAUUGGAAAAACUCGAAAAAAGACUGGCCAAGUCGACAGAGAACAGAAAGUGGCUAAAAGAGUGCGAGGACAGCUUAGAGGAGUCGAAAAAAAUGGAUGAGGACCGGCAGGAUAGAACAAUAGCCCAUUUGCGGGCAACGAAGAAACACUGGUCUGCUGAACUGGAUCUGGUCAAAUCGGACGUCAACAAAGAACUACUAAAGAUCGGAAAUCUAGACAAGAUUGACAGUAAAAUAAUGUCGGAUAUAAAUAAAUAUCGAUUGGACGCGGACGAAUUCAUGACAAAUCUGCGUUGUGAAAAUGUUUGGUUAAAGAACGCCCAAAAAAAGUGUAAAAAUACCGUAGAUGAGUUACGCGAAGAAGCGGCCGUCCUAAAGGCGCUGUCGCGGUCGUACCGCAAUAAAGGGGAUAGUGAAGACUAUCCGGUACUAUCGGGUACCGGAAACUACCAUGGCAUGUCGGACGAAUCGGACAUUGAGUUUCUCAGACUUUUGGAAUAA